Molecule: messenger RNA, 3278 nt
Organism: Setaria italica (foxtail millet)
Lineage: Eukaryota; Viridiplantae; Streptophyta; Magnoliopsida; Poales; Poaceae
Product: non-lysosomal glucosylceramidase
Exons: 18
Coding region: 293-3127 (944 amino acids)
Biological process (GO): carbohydrate metabolic process; glucosylceramide catabolic process
Cellular component (GO): membrane
Molecular function (GO): beta-glucosidase activity; glucosylceramidase activity
Source: RefSeq, a predicted model, not a curated record
AAAUGGAUAUCGUCACUCACAAACAGAAUUACACAUUCAACUACCCCUGACGUCUGACUUGCUUGCUUACUUUUCCACUCGCCAGGAGGAGCCAAGACCUGAAAAAAAAAAGAAAAGAAAAAACUGGUGCCAACAAGAAGUCCCGUGCUGAGCAUUGCUUUUUCCUGAUGGGGGUCUUAUAAAAACGCAGAGCAGGGCGCCUUUCUGAAAGAGCUCGGCGAUCCGGAUUUUGUGGCAGCAUUCAGGUUCAGAACCCUGAUUGCUGUUCAGCUUCAACCCAACCAGAACCGACAUGGGAAGUGCAGAGUUGGAGCAAGCCAAGGUGCUCUCGGGCAUGGAUUGUUCGAAACCUCCAUCGAGGACUUGGCAGAGGAGAUUCGACGAUGAAGGCAAGAAGGUUGCAAUGUUCAGCAUGACCAUGAGGGAUAUGAUAUCAAUUGUGCCCUUGAUUGUCAAAGCAUUGCAAUUGCAAGUUGAAGAUAGUGCAAAAGGCCGAGCUACGGUUUAUGAUCCACUGAGAAAAUGGAUGGAUAACUGCUACCGUGGAGUACCGCUCGGUGGGAUAGGUGCAGGAAGCAUAGGGAGAAGCUACAGAGGGUACUUUCAGCAAUUUCAGAUAUUCCCAGUGACAAAUGAAGAGAAACCUAUCUUAGCAAAUCAGUUUUCAGCAUUUAUUUCGCGCCCGAAUGGGAAGAAGUACUCCACGGUGUUGUCUGCGCCGACUGCGGAUCUCCUCAAGGGAGUUGAUAAAGCCGGUAUUGGAUCUUGGGAUUGGAAGCUGAAGGAGGACAAAUGCACUUACCACGCCCUGUUUCCAAGAUCAUGGACAGUAUAUGAUGGUGUGCCUGACCCUGAAAUCAAGAUCGCCUGCCGUCAGAUAUCGCCCUUCAUCCCUCACAAUUACAAAGAGAGCAGCUUCCCUGCUGCGGUUUUCACGUUUACGGUGCACAACUCUGGGAGCACACCUGCAGAUGUGACGCUGCUCUUCACCUGGGCUAACUCAGUUGGUGGGAAAUCAGAACUGACCGGGAAUCAUAGCAACUCAAAAAUGAAGGAUCAGGACGGUGUCAGUGGCGUUCUCCUGCAUCACAGGACGGCCGGCGGGCACCCUCCGGUGACGUUCGCGAUCGCAUCCCAGGAGACGGACGGCGUCGGUGUCAGCGUCUGCCCGUCGUUCACGAUGGGCCCGUCCAGCUCCGGCGGCUUCACGGCGACCGACAUGUGGGACCAGAUCAAGAAGCACGGCUCGUUCGGGCACGCCGGCGCCGGCGACGCGCCGACGGCGGCGUCGAAGCCCGGGUCCUCCGUCGGUGCGGCGGUGGCGGCGUCGGUGGCCGUGCCGGCGGGGGCGAGGCGGGUGGUGUCCUUCUCGCUGGCCUGGGCGUGCCCCGAAGUGAAGUUCGCCGGCGGCACGACGUACCACAGGAGGUACACCAAGUUCUACGGCGUCGAUGGCGACGCAGCUGCAGAGCAACUGGCUCAUGAUGCUCUUCUUGAGCAUAUGAACUGGGAGUCCCAGAUCGAGGAGUGGCAGAGGCCGAUCCUGCAAGACGAAACGCUGCCUGAAUGGUAUCCAAUUGGUCUGUUCAACGAGCUCUACUACCUCAACGCUGGAGGCACCAUCUGGACAGAUGGACAUCCUCCGAAGAAGGCCGGCUUCGGUUCAUCCGGGCCGUUCUCCCUCGACACGCCCCGCGUUGCAGACGGCGCCGCCGCCAACGUCACCGGCGGCGGCGGCAGCGCGGUGGACGGCAUCAUGAGCGCCAUGGCAUCGGCGGCGGAUCGCUCCCACGCGGCGUCGGCAGCUUUCGGCCCGGCGCUCCUUCGCGGCGGCGAGGAGAACGUGGGGCAGUUCAUGUACCUGGAAGGCAUGGAGUACAACAUGUACAACACCUACGACGUCCACUUCUACUCCUCCUUCGCCCUCCUCGCCCUCUUCCCUCAGCUCGAGCUUAGCCUGCAGCGCGACUUCGCCAUGGCCGUCCUCAUCCACGACCCGCGCCUCCGUCACACCCUCGACGGGAAGACCGUCCGCCGCAAGGUCCUCGGCGCGGUGCCGCACGACGUCGGGCUCAACGAUCCAUGGGUCGAGCUGAACGCGUACAUGCUCCACGACGCGGCGCGGUGGAAGGACCUCAACCCAAAGUUCGUGCUCCAGGUGUACCGCGACGCCGCGGCCACGGGCGACGCGGCGUUCGCGGCGGCGGCGUGGCCGGCGGUGUACGUGGCCAUGGCGUACAUGGACCAGUUCGACCGGGACGGGGACGGGAUGGUGGAGAAUGAUGGCGUCCCGGACCAGACGUACGACAUCUGGUCGGUGUCCGGCGUCAGCGCCUACACCGGCGGGCUCUGGGUCGCCGCGCUGCAGGCCGCCGCCGCCAUGGCGCGCAUCGUCGGCGACCGCGCCGCCGAGGCCUACUUCAUGGUGAGGUACAAGAAGGCGAGGCGCGUGUACGACGGCGAGCUCUGGAACGGGACCUACUUCAACUACGACAACAGCGGCGGCGCGACGAGCUCGUCGAUCAUGGCGGACCAGCUCGCCGGGCAGUGGUACGCGCGGGCGUGCGGGCUGGAGCCGGUGGUGGAGGAGGCCAAGGCCCGGAGCGCGCUGGCCACGGUGCUCGACUACAACGUGAUGCGGGUGAAGGGAGGCGCCGUCGGGGCGGUGAACGGGAUGCGGCCCGACGGCGCCGUGGACGCGUCAUCGACGCAGUCCAAGGAGGUGUGGCCCGGCGUGACGUACGCCGUGGCGGCGGCCAUGGUCCACGAGGGCAUGACGGAGUCCGCGUUCCGGACGGCGAAGGGCGCACACGACGCCGCCUGGGGCAAGGACGGCUUCGGGUACGCGUUCCAGACGCCGGAGGCGUGGACGGAGGACGGCGGCUACCGGUCGCUGCACUACAUGCGGCCGCUGGGAAUCUGGGCGAUGCAGUGGGCGCUGUCGCCGCCGGAGCUCCACAAGGAUCUCAGGGCGGCGGCCUCGGAGGAGUCGCCGGCAGACGCCGCCCUGGGGCAGGCGCAGUUCGAGAAGGUGGCGAGCAUGCUGAAGCUGCCGGAGGAGGAGCAGCCCAAGGGAUACCUUUGGGCCAUCUACAAUCUCAUUAGGCAAAUGGUGUUCCCAGCAUAAGAGCUGGAAAAAUAAUAUUAUCGUGCAGGGCAAAUCCAUGCCUUCAAACAGUCAGUGUUCGGUGCCGGUUAGGAACUGCCACGAGAUUUGUCACCGGAAUGAUAAUGAAUAGUUCAUACGUGAGCAAUGAUGAAACUUCAAGCUUCCAACG